AUGGAGCCAGUCACAUACUUCGCCACCUACGCAACAGUGGUCGCCACCUUUGGUUAUUAUUUAUAUACACGACAGUCUUUUGAAUAUCCCAGUUGUCGAGAGCGAUUGUUCACUAAACAAUUUUACAAACGGGCUAUCAAACACGGAUUCGACAUAGAGAGAUACAAUAAACUCGUGACAGAGGUGGAAGAAGUUCGUCGUCAGCUGGCUCGAAUUCGCGAUCCUCUGUUCCAACAUCUGCCAGUCAGCUAUCUCACAAAACUCGAAGAGGACGUAACGACCAAGGAAAACGACGCUCAGACUAAACAUUCACCGGACGGUGGUUGA
Molecule: messenger RNA, 327 nt
Organism: Ostertagia ostertagi
Lineage: Eukaryota; Metazoa; Nematoda; Chromadorea; Rhabditida; Trichostrongylidae
Source: the annotation of a GenBank genome assembly